Messenger RNA from Trichobilharzia regenti, 588 nucleotides. Lineage: Eukaryota; Metazoa; Platyhelminthes; Trematoda; Strigeidida; Schistosomatidae. The record is from the annotation of a GenBank genome assembly.
AUGGCAGAGCAUUCGAUUGAUGAGGGUGACUGGGAUGAUGAUGUUAAAAAUAAAUACAAACCCCCAGAAAAACGUACUUUGGAUGAGUUGAAGAGCUUGGAUAAGGAAGAUGAAAGCUUGCAGAGGUAUAAACAAGCUCUUCUAGGUGCUGCUGUCUCAACCAUCAAUGCUCCAUUUCCAGAUAAUCCCUCAAACGUUGUGGUUGAAAAGUUUUGCAUACUUGUUGAAGGACAGCCUGAUAUUGAAUUCAACUUACGAGGUGACCUCUCCUCUCUUAAAUCCAGGCCAGUUCAAAUUGUUGAAGGCUCUAGUUAUCGCAUCCAAGUGAUAUAUUACGUACAGCGUGAUAUUGUUUGUGGGCUUCGUUUCAAACAGUGGACAAAUAGAGGUCCUCUUCGAGUCGAUAAAGUAUCUGUUAUGCUUGGCAGUUAUGGUCCACAAGCUACACCGUAUGAAUGGAAAUCUGAGCCAGAAGAAGCACCAAAAGGUGCUCUGUCUCGUGGUACCUAUCAUAUUAAAAGUCAAUUCACGGAUGACGAUAAAACAGACUAUGUCACUUGGGAAUGGUGCAUCAAUGUUAUCAAAUAA